AUGGUCAUUGUGGACAAGUCCGGAGUUCAUCGCCUGGAGGUUCGAUGCUGUGAAUGUCCGAAUGCCAUGAGUCCGGACAUUCAAAUGUUUCGACACAGAUUUUUCCCUGCAUCUUUCAACAGGCCAAAGACUGUGUUCACCUUAGACCUUGAAUGCGGCACCUCGGCGAUGAACUAUUACAGCAAGCUCCGGAGAAUGACCUCCAGCAUGUUUCCACACCUUGUUCCGGACCGAUACAGAGAGCUCAUGAGGGUCGCUCGACAGUGGAGGCAGUUGAAGACAAUGAAAUGGCAUGGCUUUGGCCAUCGUUCUGAUAACCCGAGCACAGGAGAACUCGCAUUAUUUUGCCCGGCAUGUCCUCAGCCUGGGAUUAAUGUGCUGUUGUCAGAGGAUGAAUCACUUGAUGACGAUCCAAGCUGGAAAUACACCCGGUCAUUUGUGAUGGACGGAAAUUUCAAAGCGGAACAUCUGCAUCCCAUUAAGCCAUUCGAUGAAGUUUGGCUGUCCGAUGGGCUUGGAUUCAUGGUAGGAAAGGACAGGUAUAAAAUGCAUCUGGCAGAGGCUGCUGACACGGUGGAAAAAUCAAGCUGCAACAACCACCGGGCAGUAAAUCAAGCUAAUGCUGCUCGGCACAAGCUGGAGUCCACCGGUAUCGGGGGAGUUGCCUGUGCCAGACACGGUUGCUUUGUCCCUCACUCCAUGGUGGAUUUUCAGAAAGGCGAAAGGCAAGCCACAUCCACCAUUAAGCAUUCACGAGUUAACCAUGGGUCACUUGCAGACAAAUGA
Suillus discolor is the source of this 786-nucleotide messenger RNA. RefSeq lists its product as uncharacterized. The record is from RefSeq and is a predicted model, not a curated record. The transcript has 4 exons. Bases 1 to 786 code for a protein of 261 amino acids. Lineage: Eukaryota; Fungi; Basidiomycota; Agaricomycetes; Boletales; Suillaceae.